ACUGUUAUAAAUAUGCUCCAAUAGAGCCCAUGUUCUGGCCGUCCGCCUGCAUGCAAGUAUAAUUUUUGACGUAGUUGUUUAUUACCGAGCGCAGCUAGCAGCGAUUAGCCACUUAGCGGAACAGCCGUGCGGGGACGCAACCAAGUGACCCAUACAAGGGUACCCAUGCAAAGUUGAGCUGUAAAUUUAGAUGGAUGAAAGUCUGCAUUUGGUUCAAAACUUUGAGGAAAGUGGAUUUUCUGACAAGUCAAAAAAGUUUAGUGCCGUAAUUUCCGGAUACGCUGUUUUUUUUUUAAUGCAAACCCAAAAUCUCGAGCCAGAUUCCAGAACAUAGCUGAAGCUCGCAGUUAGCCUUUAAGCUAAAUUAAAGGAGCCACAACGUGAAGCCGGGGAACAUCUUUCUGGACUGUUUGGGGACUUUGUUCUUAGCUUUAUUAAGUCCUCGAUAGUUUAUGACGACUCGUUAUAAAGCACCAGUCGCUAGUUAGUUUGGUAGCCACGGCAUUACCCAUCUGGCUCAACAGCUAACAGCCUGCCAUCCGACGAGUUGCACUUCCCCCACUCUCAGAGCAGCAGCCGGCUAGCUGCAGCGCUAGUCCGGUACAUAAAAUGAAGCGACCAUCAGCAUUUCUGGACGCUGUGUGGCUCAUUGGAUUCUGCUGAUGCAUGAGGAGACGAAUUUAUUUUUGUGAGAUCUCUGUAAAAGAGGUCAAAAUCAGAACGGGGAAUGGACGAGCAGAAAUCAAACUGCGACGAAAAUGACUCUGAAACAACAGCUGAUGACAGUGCCUCUGAAAAACAGCCUGUCUCUGCCAAUGAGUCAUCCAAGACUUCACCUGCUGCAGAGGAUGAGUCUGGUGUUAAUGCAACCUCUUCCAGCGCCCCUGUAGAGAGUGCCCGUGCCUGUGCGCUUUGCAAUUGUGUGGAACGGAGCUUGCAUGGGCAGCGGGAGCUGCGACACUUUCAGCCGUCUUCUGAGCGGCCAACUCUCAAGCCAUCAGCUUUCCCACUGCCACAGCCUGGAAAUGAUGACCUGUCUUCCAUUGGUUUUUCGGACUCCUCUUGUCUGACGGCACUCCUUGAUGACCCAGGGGGGUGUUGGGUUCACCACUGGUGUGCAGUGUGGUCAGAGGGAGUAAAGCAGACAGAGGAUGAGGAGCUGGAGAACGUGGAUAAGGCCGUUAUCUCAGGGACACAGCGUCUUUGCGAGUAUUGCAAAAGGCUGGGUGCAACCAUACGAUGCCACAUAGAGGACUGUUCACGAUUCUACCACUUCCCAUGCUCGGCAGCCAGUGGAUCUUUCCAGUCCAUGAAACAGCUGGUUCUUCUCUGUCCUGAGCACAUAGACAAAGCAGAGGUGUUGGCUGGAGAGGAGGCUUGGUGUGCAGUGUGCGAUUCAGUUGGAGAACUCACAGAUUUGCUUUUCUGCACGGGCUGUGGCCUACACUAUCAUGCGACAUGUUUGGAAAUUGGUGCUACACCCAUCCAGAGAGCAGGGUGGCAGUGCCCAGAGUGUAAAGUGUGCCAGACCUGCAGACAACCAGGGGAAGACUCAAAAAUGCUGGUAUGUGAUGCUUGUGAUAAGGGAUACCACACCUUCUGUCUCCAGCCCGCCAUGGACUCUCUUCCCUCUGAUCCUUGGAAGUGCAGAAGGUGUCGUGUGUGCAUGGAGUGUGGUGUCCGGGGAUUGGUGCUGCCAGGUUCAGCCCAGUGGUUUGAGAACUACACUGUGUGUGAGGGAUGCCAGCAUCAACGCAGCUCAGCGUGUUGUGUGUGCAGCAAAGCUGCGGACCCAUCUGUUGUGCUUCAGUGUUGCAGCAUAUGUAACAGAUGUAUGCACCGUGAGUGUGCUUCAUCAGGGGAGUUUCCAGAAGCCAAGGCCGUUUGCCUGCUUUGCACAGAGGAUCAGCAGCAGCAGCCUGGUGCUCAAAUGGACACCGUGGAGCAGCAGACCAGAGAGGAGACGACAAGCCAAGUGGAGGCUGACGUCUUAACAGGAAAGCAGACAGAUUUGUCUGAACAGGACACAUCAGGGAUGGAUAACGCUGAAGAGACACAGAUGGGAUUGGGAAUGGCGUCUGCAGUUCAUACAACAGAGCCACAGGAAGCAACAAAAGGUUCUACUAGUGUGGUGCCAGCUGCUCCACUUGUGUCCAGAGUGAGUAAAACAACAGAACAAGAGGAACCGUGUCAACCUGAUGGAGGCGCACUCGGGCAGAAGACACAAGCCACCUCCUCCCUGGUCCCUGCAACACAGACGCAACCUACAGCAGUUUCACAUCAAGUCCAUGAAAGCAUGGAGUUGGAGAAAGGGGAAGAGAAGCAAGAGAGCACUCUCACUCUUGAGCAAGACCCAUCAAAAGAGUCAUUAAAGAGUGGGUCUGAUGACGUGUCUAAGGUGGAUUCACGGAUGUCAGAUCCGAGCUCUGUUUCCGUGGGCAAAACAGAACGUUUGUCCAUGGAUGAUAAGCUGGAGAGAAGUCUGUGCCACAACCAGCAGUCUCCCGCCCUUUCUCCAUCAGAAGACAAACAUGAGGCUCUCUCUGCUAUGGAUAUGGAGAGGAGAUCACCUCCUCACUCUGACGAGGAGGAUGAGGAGGAGGAAGAUGAUUACGAGCAAAUAAAAAGACAUAAUUUGGAUAUUAAACGAGAAUUUCAGGAGGUCAAACCAGAGUUGCUCUUGGAUGAAAUGUCUAAUAUGAGUCAUGGAGAUGAGAGCAGCAGCGGUUUCCUGGGCUCUCCGGGAGAACCCGAUCCUCAGCUGUCCAUGGAGCUUGGGCUUGUCUCUGGUGGACGAUCGCGCACAGAUAGCCUGCUCACCGAGACCGAUGAUUCGCUUCCCUUUGAGCUCCUUGGAAGUGACAGAGAGAAGGCUAAACGCAGAGGAUCUCCAGGACGCUCCAGAGUCAAACAGGGACGAAGCAGCAGCUUUCCUGGAAAGCGCAGGCCUCGAGGGGGCGGUGGAGGGAGAGGACGCGGCGGCAGGUCACGUCUCAAAGCUAUGGCUUCUUGCAUUGAUGCUUUUUUGCUUAGCAUGACCUCAGACACUGGACUGAGUAAGGAGGAAGACGAAGAAGAAGAUGACACCAUGCAGAACACUGUGGUUCUUUUCUCAAACACGGAUAAAUUUGUUCUCCUCCAGGACAUGUGUGUUGUGUGUGGCAGUUUUGGAAAAGGUGUGGAGGGGCAGUUGCUAGCCUGUGCUCAGUGUGCCCAAUGUUACCACCCUUACUGUGUGAGCAGCAAAAUCACCAAAACAAAGCUGCGUAAGGGCUGGCGAUGUUUGGAGUGUAUUGUGUGUGAAGUGUGUGGAAAGGCCUCGGAUCCCUCUCGUUUGCUGCUGUGUGAUGACUGCGAUGUCAGCUAUCACACCUACUGCUUGGACCCUCCUCUGCACACUGUACCAAAGGGUGGUUGGAAGUGCAAAUGGUGUGUGUGCUGUGUCCAGUGUGGUUCCAGCUCACCAGGUUUCCACUGCGAGUGGCAGAACAACUACACACACUGUGGACCUUGUGCUAGCCUCGUCACCUGUCCGGUAUGCAGGGAGAACUUCAUGGAGGAGGAGCUGCUGCUGCAGUGUCAGUACUGUGAACGGUGGGUCCAUGCUGUCUGUGAGAGUCUGUACACAGAAGAUGAGGUGGAACAAGCUUCUGAUGAGGGUUUUGCAUGCACAUCUUGUUCCCCAUAUGUCCCCAAACCUGUGGUAGUAGAGUCCGCAAUUAUGGCUUCCAUAAAGAUUAAAGAGCCAGAGCCUCAGUUCUACCGACUGGAGGGGGUAUGGUUGACUGAGUCGGGUAUGUCCUUACUUCGUAGCAUCUCCAUGUCUCCUUUGCACAAGAGGCGGCAGCGUCGCUCCCGUCUCAGCCUUUUGUGCUGUGAAGGAGGUCCUGAUGGGAUAGAUAUGAGAGAUGUUGAUGGAGAUGGGGAGGAUGGAAAAGGUUGUGGGGAUCCCAUGGAAUGUGAAUCCAAAUUGGAUGGAGCUGGGAGCCCUGACAGAGAAGGUGGUGAGAGGGAUGCAGGAGCAGAAGGAGGCAAUGAAGGCAUGGCUGACUGCGAGGGUCUCAAAGGGGGCGCAGAGGACAUGGAGGACAGCAAAAAAAGGAAACGGAAACCUUACAGACCUGGUAUUGGGGGCUUCAUGGUGCGACAAAGGAAGUGUCACACACGGAUGAAGAAAGAGUUCUUCGCCCAGCUGGCUGGAGAGACUACAUUAGAUGGACAGCCAAUCGAGCGAACUAUAGAAGAAGGACCUCACCCCGACACCGAUAACAUAAUGGAUCCUAAACCAGUGGAGGGCGAAGAACAAGCUAAGAAACGUCGGGGCAGAAAGAAGAGCAAACUUGAGGACAUGUUUCCAGCGUAUCUUCAGGAGGCUUUCUUUGGGAAGACUCUAAUAGAUUUGAGUAAGAAAGCUGUGAUGAUGGCUCCGGGUCAGAGGACAGGUCCAUGCCUUGUUCGACCUUCAUUACCAACACCAGCAGGGGUCAAAUGUGCUACCCCAAACAUUGACGCCAAGGAUCGGGUGGUGGAAGGAAGUUUUCCUUGCAAACAAGAGGGGGGUGAAGCCCCCAAGGCUCAGGGAGAAAGCACAGGAAGUCCUGCACCAUCCUCAUCAAUGAAGGACCAGAUGGCCAUUUAUCCCCAAGACUCUGAGGCAGAAAAGAGUGAAGGUCUUCCACAAGGGGUGGAAAGUCAGGAUUCUGAACAGUUUUUCAGGAAGGUUCUUGGAGUGCAAGAUGGUUCUCCUUUGGGAGGCAUGAAACCAAUUUUGGAAGCCAAUAAGGGAGAACCAAAUCGCAGUGCCAUGCCACAGAGAGCUCUUCUCUCAGGAUCUCUUCCCUCCACUGGAGUUAUGGAUGCCUUUCCUGGCCUCUCUCAGUCCCCCUUCUUUGAUAUGCGAGACCGGGGAGGACUGUUCAGUCCAGAUGCAGGGGAGGAGAGCCCGUGGGCCACACCUUCUACCCCGGUAACCCCUUCCUCCCCACCCACUCCCACGGAGGCAGAAGGAGACGGUCUGUCCUACAACCAGCGGAGUCUCCAGCGCUGGGAAAAAGAUGAGGAACUGGGGGAACUUUCGACCAUUUCUCCAGUUCUUUAUGCCAAUACCAACUUUCCUGCGCUGAAACAGGACUACCCAGACUGGGCAAGUCGCUGUAAACAGAUCAUGAAGAUCUGGAGGAAGGUGUCUGCUGCUGACAAGGUCCCAUAUCUGCAAAAGGCCAAAGAUAACCGAGCAGCUCAAAGGAUCAACAAGGCACAAAAGCAGGCAGAGAGUCAGGUCUGCAGACCGGUGAAAACAGAACCUGGUCGUGUUAAGGGAGAACGACCAAACCUGCACCUCCAGAUCCCUCCACCUUCAGGCUCUACAUCAGUUUCUUCCCACCCCAGCUCAGCAGACAGCCCCUUUUCCUUUCCCCCAGAUUCUGGAUCAUCUUCUGUAUUUUUCUCAGACGGACCUAUUAAGACACCACAGUCAGCCGACAGCCGGACAGAUCCUUUGGCCAAACUUCCAUCUCAGUCACCCCAUUCUCACUCUCAUCCAACCACGCCCUUCUCUCAUGCUGGGGCCAGUCCUUUACAGGCCUCUUCCUCAGGUUACUCUGCUUCCGGCCCACAGGGUCCUCCUCAGGGACGGCCAGACACUCUUGGCCCUUUUGACAUGCAACCAGGAACUCCUGGAACCCCCAGACGGGCUCAGCAAGUUGACCCCUACUUCAGGUCACAACUGCAGCAGCAACAGACUCAUUCUUUACAAUCACAGCAAGGCACUCAAGACCAACUUGGACCUCCUGAAAGUCCUCGUUCAAAAGGUCCUGGGCUUGGGGAGUCGCCUAUUUUCUCACCACCACACAAUCCUCACCACGGGGAUUCUUUUAGAAGCCAGCAGGGACUAGGACGCUCAGAACAUGGUUCAUCUCCAUCCCUCUCUGCAGUGGCUUCCUCUCCCGGACAGUACAGGGCUGAAAUGAAUGCACCAUCUCCAUGUUCUUCUGGUGCGGGAAGACCUGAGCUUUCUAUCGGCUCCCCUGCUGGGAUGGAGUCUAAAGACGGUUUAUUCAAAGCACCUAUGACCCCUCGAAUGCACCAGGGGGAGGGUGGGGUACUUCAUCCUGGAGCUUCCCCUAGUCAUCCUUCUGAGAGUUACAGACAGUCUCCCUCCCACUCUUUCUCUGACCCCCACACUCAUGCACCUCUAACUCCCAGACCACAGUCAGGUGACACUUGUGCUCCUGGACCCCAGAGACCGCUCACAGCACAGCAAGACCAGGGUCCUAGAGUGCCCUCUAGUCCACAAUCCCAGGGGAGCUCUCCCCACACUCCAGGUGGCUUGUCCAAUGAUGCUUACUCUGUACAUUCUCCUGCUGCUCCUCGUUUCCAGUCCCCAGACUCUUGUUCUAAGCCACCUUCAAGACCACAAUCAAGAGACCCGUUUGCUACAAUCCACAAGCCUCCUCGCACCUCCACUCUUCCUCCAGAUGGAACUGGAAAUUACAAAACCUCACCUCACUCUAACCAGCCACCUUUAGCCCACCCUAACAGCAGUCCUACGGGUGAUCCACUCUCUGGUAAACCUGCUUUCAAUCGCAGCCCCAGCACAGGGUGUUCCCUGGUCACCCAGCAACAGCCUCAGAUGGUACCGGGUCAACCACAGCCGCAACCUCAAGCGACACUGGGAGCAGACAAUCCCAGCUCCAGGGGGCCACCUUCCUCUGGGUCUCAAGAACUACCAGCUGUUCAGUCUACAGACUUGCUUCAUCAACAGUCUUUAGCAAGCACCCAAGAAAUGCCUGAUCCAUCAGCGGUGCAGGACCCUUCUUUGGUAGGACUAAGUCCCUCUGAGCUGGAAAAACACAAACAGCGCCAGAAACUAAGAGAUUUCAUAAUCAGACAACAAAUGCAGAAAAAUUCAAUCAGACAAGAGAAAGAGGCGGCGGCGGCGGCAGCCGCCGCUGCUGCUGCCGCUGCUGGAAGUGCAUCCCCUGGCUGGUCUGGAGGAGAGAUGGCAAGCUUUCAACAAGAUAAGACCCACCGAGCACCUCCACCUUAUCCACAGGAGUGUGUUCCUCCUGCUACCUCUGAAGCUCAGGUCUCCGUGGCUGGGAACAUGCCUGCAGUCGUAGGAAGCAUGGAUGACAAGCUCAUUCGGCCACCCCCAACAGGAACAUCUCCCAUGGUGGAUGCUGGUGGACUAAGGUUGCCAGGGCCCACCAGACCUCAUGACAUGUUUGCUCGUCCACCAUUCCCUCCUCAGUGGCAGGGACAAACCCCAGGGCAAAGGAGGUUACCUCAGCCUGGCAUGGAAGGAAUGCCCAUGAGGCACAAUCUUAACCCUGCUGUCAACGUUCAGGGUAUGGAACGCAUGGGUAACCCUCACACCAUGAUGCCAGGACAUGGAGGAGAAACCAUGCAGCCAAUGCGCCAAGGCCCCCCACCACAGUUCAUUGAGUUGAGACACAACUCCCAAAGGAUCCCCCUACGACCACAGUUCAUGCCUCGUGGACCACAGCCAAGACCACGCCUCUUUGUUCAACAUCAGCAGAUGGCUGCACCUUACUUACAGCAACAUCCCAUAACUCAGGCUGGGGGUAUUCAGACAGAGGGAGGUAGUGACUCAACGCUGGGUUUACCACAAGGUGGUCUUCCAGUUUUACUGCCUCAGCAGUCUACAGGCUCUGUAACACAACAGACUCGCAUGGAGCCUCAAGCUGCUACUUCCAGUUCGAAUGCUCAGAGUACUGAGCAGCAUCGUCUUGCUCAGCCAGGUUUGGUGGCUGCGCCUCAGGUAGCAGCUGCAGGAAGCCGUGCAGAACUGCCUGAGGCUGACCUCGAUGGCUUAGGUGAUGCUUCCGGGGAUGGAGGUGUGGAGGAUGAGGACGAUCUGGCUCUUGACUUGGAUCCUGAUAAAGGAGAUGACGACUUGGGCAACCUGGACAACCUUGAAACCAAUGAUCCACAUCUAGACGAUUUGCUUAACAGUGAUGAGUUUGACCUACUCGCUUACACUGACCCUGAAUUGGACCAAGGUGACCCCAAGGAUGUCUUUUCAGACCAACUUCGGCUUGUAGAAGCAGAAAGCGAAGCACCUUCAUCUCUUUCUGGAUCUGUUCAUGUUAAAGUGGAAGGUAAAUCCAAAGAUAAACCAGGACAAAAGUCUUUAAAAACAGUCCCAGCUGCUGCAAAGCAGUCUGCUCUCCAAGAGCCCCCUGUUGCAGAAGUUGUUGAUGCUUCCAAAGUAAAAGUAGAGGGCAACGGUCAGACUCAUCAGCUGGCAUCAGAACAAAAUGUAGUAAAGGAUGAGAUGGGAGAGGCUGUGUCGAUGCUUCUUGGUGGGACCACGUCAACCAUCAAGACGGCACAAACUGAAAGCCAGUCAGCCUCACUUAGUUCUGUUCGAUUAGGUGGACUUCCUUACCCCUUACCAGGUCAGGAUGAUCGCUUUCCUCCAUGUGCCCCACAUGGAGAUAUUGGUGAUGAUCCACUGGGGCUUCCUGAUGUAGGAGGCCAGCACUCCCCUGCAGUAGAUUUGGCAAAGGUUGAGAGCUCUCUAGAUGGUGAGCUGCCUCUCCUCAUACAAGAUCUCCUGGAGCAUGAAAAGAAAGAGCUGCAGAAACAACAGCAGCUAAAUUCACUUCAACAGGGGGGCAUGCCUCCUCAUUUCCCUGGUCUCUCAAACCAGCAGCAGAACCUACAGGCUCCUGGGCAACUAAUGCUGCAACAUCAGCACCGUCCACCAGCCCCAGGAAUGAUUGCACAACCAGGAAUGGGACCCCGUGCUGCACACAUGCCUCAGCAACAAAGGCUCAUAGGACCUGGGAUGGUACCUCAGCCUCACAUGUCUAUUGCCCAGCAGCAAUCAGUGAUGAGGGCAGCACAGCCAGGAAUGCACCCGGGCCAUGGUCAUCAACCACAGCCGGUUAAACAACCACCUAUGUCUAACAGCUUCUUCCCAGAUAAAGAUCCAGACAAGUUUCCUGCUGAUGACUUCAUGGAUCCCAUUGCCAAGGCAAAGAUAGUUGCUCUAAAGGGUAUUAAAAGAGUGUUGGCGCAGGAUCCAAUGGUUGUUCCUCCUGGCAUCAACAGGCAACAAGUUUCUCUGCUUGCUCAGCGGCUGGCCUCGGCUCCCGGCACAGACUCGGCUCAGGUUCCUGCUGGACCCCUGAAGGAGGGAGAAACAGCUGAUCCUGCCCAGUCAAGACCCAACCCUCCACAAUUUGUGCAGGGAAUCAUCAACGAUGCAGAGCAACACCAAUACGAAGAGUGGCUUCUUCAUACUCAGCAAUUACUCCAAAUGCAGUUGAAAUUUUUGGAAGAACAGAUUGGCGUCCACAGAAAGUCGCGUAAAGCACUGUGUGCUAAGCAGCGCACUGCUAAGAAAGCUGGCAGGGAGUUCGCCGAGGCAGAUGCAGAGAAACUGAAGCUGGUCACUGAGGAGCAAAGCAAAAUACAGAAACAGCUUGACCAGGUGCGAAAGCAACAGAAGGAGCACACCAAUCUUAUUGCAGAGUACAGAAGCAAACAGCAGCAGCAUCAACAAAGCUCAGGUAUUCUUCCCCCAGGCCAUUCUGCACAGGGUGCACCUUCCCACAUAUUUCAAAAAAUGCCUGGCCAAAUGAUGAUGGGCCAACAGGGAGCACCAGUGAUGGGUCAGCACCCUGGCAUGAUGCCCCAAGGAGGAAUGCCUCUAAGAAUGCCCCAAGGGCAGCCCUUUAUGGGAGGACCUCAGCAACAGCUUUCUUCAGCUCUCGGGGGAAAUGCUGCAAGGGCCCCAGGUCCAUCAGGUCCUUCAACUGGAUUCUUCCCCCAGGGGCCUGGAAUGCAAGGGGCAGACCCCAGGCUUCUUCAAGAGAGACAGCUUCAGCAUCGAAUGCAAAUGGCAAAGCUCCAGCAGCAGCAGCAGCAACAACAGCAGGUGAUGAUGGGUCAGCAACCGAUUCCACACCCGAAUCAACAGUCUGGACUGAUGCCUCAGCCACAGCCUGGCAUGAUGGGGAAUCCACUUAUAGCCCAGCAACAAGCAAGCGCCCAACAAGGAAUGAUAGCCAACCAGGCUAAUCAGCAGGGCAUGGUGCAGGGCCCACAGGUAAUGGUCGCAGGCCAGUCCGUGGCUCUACAACAGCAGAACAUGGCAGCAGGUCAGCCUUUUAAUCAUUCUCAAUCCAUGAUGGUGGCUCAGCCUGGAUUGAUGGGGAGUCAGGCAUCACAGCAGCAGAGGCCCCAGCUGAUGAUGGGUCAGCAGGGUGUGCUUGGGUCCCCGGGUCACCCGGGGCUCCGAGGACCCCAGCCACAGUUGACACCACAACAACAGAACAUCCUUGCCCAGCGCAUGCUUGUAUCUCAGCAGCAAAUGGCACAGAUCAGUCAGACUAACCAAGAUCAAGGAGGAGCUUCACAGCCCUCGACCCCCCAGAUGGGUUCCUCGCCCUCUGCAGGAAGUAAUACACCCCAACCACAGGGAUCGACGGACAGCCAGAACUCAGGAUUCAAAGAGGGGGGGAUUCUAAGCCCUGAUUCAGGAACUCCUCCUCAGCAGAGUGGACCAUCCACCCCCAGUCAGAUGCCCCAACAAGGCUCAUUAAACGAUCUUCAUUCUGACAUGGAACGACAACAAUUACAACAGCAGCAACAUCAAAAUCAGAUGUAUAUGAACCAGCAUCACAAUUCAAAACCUCAGUCUGUUCAUGAGCAACAAACAGGUUUGACUGUUAACCAGCAGGUUGGAGUUCCUGCUCAACAGCAAAAUCCACUUACGCAGAGGCAGGCUUCCCUCGGUGCUGACAAACCUAAUUUGGUUAUUGUAAAGGAGGAAGGGAAAUCAGCUGAUUUCCUACCUCAACAACAGCAAACUGUUCAAAAUCCCAUGCACCAGACACAAGAUCCCACCGUGCAGAAACAGAUCAUGGGUCAGCAUCAUCCUGGCCAGCCGCAGCCUAUGGCCAUGGGUCUUAAUCCUCAGCAGCAAGCACUCAUGGCCCAGCAACAGAAACAGCAGGCCAUGAUGGGAAUGUUGAGAGCUCAGCAGCAAGGUAUGAUGACACAGAGACCCAGUGGCCCACCUGGACAGAUCCGCACCUCUAUUAACAUCCAGGCUAUCAUUGCUCAGAACCCUCAGCUCCGCAAUCUUCCUCCGAACCAGCAGAUACAACACAUCCAGGCUAUGAUUGCACAAAGGCAGCUUCAUCAGGGGCAGAUGCUGCGAAUGCCUGUUGGACAAGGCCAACCGGGUCAGAUGAGACCUCAAGCUCCGCAGGUCGGUCAGCAAAUGAUGGGAAUGGAGGGCCCUCAGAUGCCAUAUGGAGGCAUGGGAAAACCAGGAGCAGUGGCCAGCCAUCAGCAAGUAAACAUGUUUAGCCAGCAGCCUGGUGUUGCUCCCCAGAUGCAGCAAGGGAAGAUGGUUCCUGGCCAGUUACAACCACAAGCAGGGGAAAUGAUGCAGCAGCAUAUGAUGAGAGGCCGGUUACCAGUCCCACAUUCCCCUAUGGAGCAGACUCGCAUGGUGAGGCCAGCUUCUCCACGUCAACCAUUUAGUCAGGCUAUGCGUCCUCCCACUCCCAACCAGACCCAACAACAAGCAAUAAUGGCUGCUGCCUCAGGUCGAGUGCAGGGCUCUCCAUCCCACGGAUAUUCUCCUAGAGGUCCUUUUGGUAUGAGCCCUGCCCAUCCAGCUUCUCCUUACUCAUCCCAUGUCUCUUCACCUUCCGUACCUGACUGUAGAGCUGGGAGGGGAAGUCCAUACAGCCACGUCAAGGCGUCCCCACUCAGGUCACCCGGAGCCAAGAGUCCAUUUGAUUGUCUCGGUCUGAAAGUAGAAACUCCAACAUCCGGCAGUGAUGCGUGUCAGGCUGUUUCAGUUACUCUUAAUGGGCCACAGAAGGGCAUUAAUGUUCAACGAGAUGUAAACAAACUUCAAGAGAGUAAUGUCGCUCUUGCACAAGAGGAGCUUUGCAAAACAAUACAGAACAUCAAACAGGAACCAAAAGAGGUUCAGUGUGACGGUGCGUCAGAGGCUAAUCCUGGAUUCAUAAAGCGAGAAACAGGCGAAACGGUUAAUUCUGGACACAGCUUUAUUAAUACUGGAGGCGUGGCCAGAGAUCCUGAGACCCAAGGUCCUAGAUCUGAGACUGGACAACAGCUGCUACAAAAACUCCUAAAAACCAAGAAUAUUCAGCUUAAUGCCCAGAGGCCUUCUGAAGGCAUCCACAACGAGAUCAAUGGUCACAUCAAUAAUAAAUUGGCAAUGCUAGAGCAAAAGCUUCAGGGGACGCCACGGAAUAUGGAGGAUUUACAGUCAAUAACAAAAAGGGCCCCAGUGCAAAAGCCAAAGCGCAUAAAUAAACCAACUGGUGACAAAGGGCCGAACUCACGCAAGAAGAAUAAGAAGGAAGAGGUGGGCAAAAGUGCCGAAGCCUUAAUAAAACAACUCAAGCAGGGUCUCUCUCUGCUGCCAUUGAUGGAGCCUUCCAUCACUGCCAGCCUGGAUCUCUUUGCUCCGUUUGGGAGCAGCCCAGCCAAUAGCAAAGGCCAGCUAAAAGGAUCAUUCGGAAACGCGGUGCUGGACAACAUCCCAGACUACUAUUCUCAGCUACUUACAAAGAGUAACCUCAGCAACCCCCCCACACCCCCAUCCUCCCUGCCGCCUACUCCACCGCCAUCAGUACAGCACAAGCUGUUGAAUGGUGUGACUCCUGGGGACGACCUCGCUGAGGGUCAAAAGGAGACAGAAACAGCACUGGCAGAGUCCGUUAAGUCGGAGGUGAAGAGCGUGGACAUCCUAGCAGCCCUCCCCACCCCACCACAUAACCAGAAUGAGGAUAUCAGGAUGGAGAGUGAUGAUGAGGAUGCUCCUGAGAGCAUCAUACCAGCAUCAUCUCCUGAAAGUAACAUAGGAGACGCAACCCCGCGCUUCCCUCACCUGCGGGAGCCUAAAGAGGAGGACACAGAAAGAGCGAUAUCCCCCAUCAUCCCCCUCAUACCUCGCACUGCCAUCCCAGCAUUUCCAGAAAACAAGCCAUUUGAAGCACCUGAUGGUAAGACGGUAUCUACACCUAAUCACUGGGAUAAGACCAACAGCAACGAGGUGUCGGUUACCUUCACAGUGUCUCCUGCUGCAGCCAAGAAAAUUAAUCAUGUAAUGAUGGCAAUGGCCCAGCUGCUUAGCAUCAGGAUGCCAGGUUCUUAUGAGGUCACGUUCCCUCCUCAAAGCGCUGACCUGCCUGUAGGGAACGGACCUGGAAAAGGGCCGGGUCAGUCAGGACCAUUGUGCUCAAAGGAUGGUGCCUCACCCAGUCAGGACGAGUGGCUGAGGCAGUUUGAUGUUUCCCUACCUGGCUGCACGCUAAAGAAGCAGGUGGACAUUCUGGCACUUAUUAAACAGGAAUUCCAAGACAACGAUGAUAAACCAGUGCAGCACUGUUACACAACCAACGUUAGUGACUUGGAUGUCCGACACCUUCCUGUUAUACCAGUGGACGAGUCUCCACCCCCGUCACCGUUGCCUCCUCAGUUUACCCCGUCUUUACCGGUCAUAGCUAGUGAGGCUGAAUCUUCCAAAAAGUCAGCAUCUCCAACACUCCCUCCCUUCGGUCCCAUCACGGUUCAGCCCAAGACUGAGCCUGAGCAGGAUGUGGAGUCCUCCACGGAUGCUGCUCAGCCAGCUGGAGUCCAAGACAUGGAAGGUUCUGCUGCAGAGGGAAUUGCUGAACCGGCAUCUGUACAUUCCAGACCCACUGCCCCUCCAGAAUAUCACCCAAGUCCCACCAUCAAGGAGGAGGCCUGUGUGACUGAGCCAGCUCCACCUAAAGAUUCCCCCAGCACCACAGGGUCUUCCCCUAAAGCCAUGAAGCAGCGCAGGCCCCUCUCCCCCGACGAGGAGUUGGUACACCCCAAAGCAAAGAAAUGGAAGGGGGUUCGCUGGAAGCGUCUUCAGAUUGUCAUCACAAUACGAAAGGGUGGGUCAAAGAAGGAGAGCAGCCGGGAAGUGUCAGAGCUGAUGGACAGCCUGCGCAUCACCCUUCGACCUGAGAAGCUGCCCCGGGAUAAACGCAAAUGCUGCUUCUGCCACGAUGAAGGUGACGGGGCCACAGAUGGACCCGCACGUUUGCUUAACAUUGACGUGGACUUGUGGGUGCACCUCAAUUGUGCCCUGUGGUCCACUGAAGUGUAUGAGACACAAGGGGGCGCUCUGAUCAAUGUGGAGGUAGCCCUGCGUCGUGGAUUGCGGACUCUUUGUGCGUACUGCCAAAAGACCGGUGCCACCAACAGCUGCAACAGGCUGCGCUGCCCGAACGUGUACCACUUUGCCUGUGCCAUCAGGGCACGCUGCAUGUUCUUUAAAGAUAAGACCAUGCUUUGCACCCAGCACAAGCUGAAGGGCCCCAGCGACGACGAACUCAGCACGUUUGCUGUUUUGCGACGUGUUUACAUCGAACGUGACGAGGUGAAGCAGAUUGCCAGCAUCUUGCAGAGAGGGGACCGCAUCCACCUGUUCCGGGUUGGUGGUCUCAUCUUUCACGCCAUCGGUCAGUUGCUCCCCUCCCAAAUGUUCAACUUCCACUCACCCACCGCCAUCUUCCCCGUUGGUUAUGAGGCUACACGCAUCUACUGGAGCACACGUGUGCCCAACAAGCGAUGCCGCUACCGCUGUCGCAUCAGCGAAGACGAUGGCUGUCCGUUGUUUGAGGUGCGUGUUCUAGAGCACGGCAUGGAGGAUUUGCAGUACCGGAACACAACCCCGGACGGGAUCUGGAGCCGCAUUGUGCAGCAGGUGGCUAAACUUAGAGAGGACUCAUCCAUGUUGAAGCUGUUCACAGAGCACCUGAAGGGAGAGGAGAUGUACGGCCUCACUAUUCACGCUGUGAUGCGGAUCACUGAAUCGUUGCCCGGAGUGGAGAACUGCCCAAACUACCAGUUCCGAUACGGCCGGCACCCUCUGAUGGAGCUUCCUCUCAUGAUAAAUCCAACGGGCUCUGCUCGGUCCGAGCCCAAGGUUCCAACGCAGUGCAAGAGGCCUCACACUCUAAACAGCACCAGCGUGUCCAAGGCAUACCAGAGUACCUUUACUGGAGAGCUCAACACACCAUACAGCAAACAGUUUGUCCACUCCAAGUCCUCCCAGUAUCGGCGUCUGAAGACCGAGUGGAAGAACAAUGUUUACCUCGCACGAUCUCGCAUUCAGGGCUUGGGACUGUACGCCGCAAAGGACCUGGAGAAGCAUACCAUGGUCAUUGAGUACAUUGGUACCGUCAUCCGCAACGAGGUGGCCAAUCGGAGGGAGAAGAUCUACGAGUCACAGAACCGUGGGAUCUACAUGUUCCGCAUCAACAACGAACAAGUGAUCGAUGCCACUCUAACAGGUGGCCCAGCUCGAUAUGUCAACCAUUCCUGCGCCCCAAACUGUGUUGCUGAAGUUGUAACAUUUGACAAAGAAGAUAAGAUCAUCAUUAUUUCCAGCCGCAGGAUCCCCAAGGGAGAGGAGCUGACGUAUGACUACCAGUUUGACUUUGAAGAUGAUCAGCACAAGAUUCCCUGCCAUUGUGGAGCGUGGAAUUGCCGGAAGUGGAUGAACUAAGCAGGAAAAAGACGGACGGAGAGUUGGCCUUCGCUGGUACCAGAACACUCCCGCGCCAAAGCCUUUGAAUCCUACAUCGCCAGUGCAUAAGCUGUUCUGAAAGACACGGAGGAAGGCUGUCCUCUGCUAUAAGUGUUGACAUCUGUAGCCAAAGGUCUGAAGAGCAUUAAUCAUUUAAAAAAACAACUGAUCACCUUACAUCAACAGCCGUUUGAUGGUGGCGUUUAACCUUUCAGCUGAAACCCCCCCCCCCCCCGGUGUCGUCCUGACUAGUCCGGUUGCGGUGGCUGGAAAAUGAUCCUCAACAUCUACCAAAUGAUUCAGACCCUCUAUCAGUGGAGCUCACCAGAGCUUCAACAAAAGCCAUGUUAAAUACUAAGAGUGAACUAAGGAUGCAUUUUCAUGUUUUUAGUCGGACCUAUUUCCUAUCCCUCCUCCCUCACCCCCCAGAAGAAAGGCACUUUCCCUCUUCAUGACAAUACCAUUACUAUUGGCCAGCUAGACAAUCUCAGCGUUCUACGAAAGGACUGCAAACGAUCGGUGGAAAAACAAAGACGUGAGAAAAUAUAAAAAUGCUCAUCCUCUGGGGCUCCAGUGGCACCCGCUGUCGUUGGAGUCCUAAGGUGGGCUAGCUUGACCCAGUCUACCUCACUGAUUGAGCGGAAAGUGACUGCUUUGUUGUACAAAACUAAAACAAACAAAAAAAAAACCUGCUACUGUGGACUUACUGUUGGGGGGAGGGUGGGGGAGUUGGGAGGGGAGGAUGCUUUUACGGGCUUAGCCCUCGGACAAGCAGGGAAUCUAAAGCAGCAGGUUUGCUCUAUCUACUCUAUGCUGAUGUUGAUUUACAAUAAGGAGCCAACUUAAUUAUUAUACAAGACUUAUUUAUACAGAGCAAAUAUAUGGCCGUUUUGAUAUUACCAUGAAGAUCACAAUCGGACUCUUAAAGGGCAUUGUCUAUGCCACCAAAUCAUCCUUUUGGGUUUCCUUUUCUCUUUUUUAGGAUUUCUGCACCUCAGAAUCAUGCUAGGAGCUGUGUGAAAGCACAAUAACGUUCAUGUUUUAAGUUGCUCAGCUGUGUAAACGAAAAUCCCUAACCAAGCACCCUUUAGAUGACCACUUCCUAUUGAAGUUUGAAUUGUUCUAAAGGAGCCCUCGUGGAUGCAUGACUACUGUUACAUUUAAUGCUUUUAAUUUUCCUAAUAAGUCACACCUCAACCUUAAACUCUGAAUCAUGCCUCUUCCUCUCUGUGUUAUUUAAUGGACUGUUUUUAAAACUUUUACUGUAGUAAGUCUUCCUCUGCCUGAGUACAGCCUGCAGUGUUUCUACUCACCCCUGUAAUGUAUUUUAUUAUUAUUAUUAUUAUUAUUUUUCCUCCCCAGUGCCGGUACUGUCUAAUUGAGGCUGAACUGGUGGCAGGGAAAGACUUAUGGAAACAAAGGGCAUUUGUUUAUUUGUGUAAAGUGAACGAGAAAAAAAACGUCUUUAAAGGGAGCUUUAGUGAAACUCCUCCUUCCCAUAUUACUUUGUUCCCUCCUUCUCCCAAACCUCAGACCUCAUGUGAUUUUAAAAAUGCAAAGUUGUACAAACUGUAAAUAAAGUGUAUGCAUUAAUGCAUUAGGGGACAACAACUCUUUAUCCAGCCCCCUUUAGUAAUCAAUAAAGUCAAAAAUGCAUUAAAAACGGUAAAAAAAUCAACCACUGGAUAUUGAUUUAACAAAGACAAAGCUGUACAUAACUAUAAAUAUAUGUAAAAUUGCAAACUAAUAUCUUUAUGUAUAUGAACCAGAGUGUUUUGCAUUUACCUGUUUUUUCUAUUAGUGUUUUUUGCUAUGAGAAAUGUUUGCUGAAAUAGAUUUGAGGAAAAUAUCUAAUCUUCUCCAAUCAGCCGAGGCGAGUACUGGUCUGUAUGAAUUUAUGGGGAGAGUCGUUUUAACCAGACAUAAAAAUCACUUCUUGCAUAAAGCAGUACGAUGGUGCAUAGCAUUUGUAUUUAUGUCAUUUGUGUUUAUUUUUAUUUAUGCUACUGCUUGUUGAUUACCAAAACCUGUCCCUUAAUCGGUCAAAAAUCUGGGUCGUUGUAGCCUUGAAUGGAAAAUAGACUGUUUGUGGUUUGCUUUUUUAUUUUUAUUGUUUUUUAAAUCUCCUUCUCAUAAAAGUGAAUGUGUUGGUAAACCUUGUGAAAUGGUUACUUGGCCUAAUAUACGUUCUAAUACUCAAAGUUAAUCCCAUACGUAAACUGGUAAUGAAUUGCACUCUCCUUGUAUAACAGAGAACUUCUCUAAAAGUGGUAGAUAUUGAUCAAGUAUCUGAAACCGUGAUGAAUAUAUAAAUAUAUAUAUUUUUUGGUAUGUUUCUAUUUCAAGGGAAGACCGUAACGAGACAUUAUGAUGCUCACUGGACUUUAGCGUAAAUAAUUUUUAACUUCUCUGAAUCCUAAUUUAAGUUCUCUGCGUAUCUUAUAAUUUAAAUAAGACUUGAGCUCAAAUUGAAGGUUUUUUUUACCUCACAUUUUAAAAAAUUAAAAAAAGAUGAGGUUGCAUCUGUACAGCAGAGAUACUUUUAGGGAAUAUGAUAAAUAAAUAUGAUCAUUUUUAUUGUAUGUGGCAUGUUUUGUAUGGAUAUUCUUUGGAAUUGUACAUAUUUUUUUCAAGAAGCCAGAGGUUGCAUCUCUUUAUAUACUGGGUUCCCACCCCCUUUCCCCUUCAUCUUAUUUCUUUGUCUGCUUUUUGUUUCUUGGAAAAUAAAAUGCAUUUUAAAUA
Nothobranchius furzeri (turquoise killifish) is the source of this 18328-nucleotide messenger RNA. It is a transcript of the gene kmt2d, whose product is annotated as lysine (K)-specific methyltransferase 2D. Gene Ontology annotation, cellular component: MLL3/4 complex; nucleus. NCBI's taxonomy places the organism in Eukaryota, Metazoa, Chordata, Actinopteri, Cyprinodontiformes, Nothobranchiidae. Gene Ontology annotation, molecular function: transcription coactivator activity; histone binding; histone H3K4 methyltransferase activity. Gene Ontology annotation, biological process: positive regulation of transcription by RNA polymerase II. The record is from RefSeq and is a predicted model, not a curated record.